Leptopilina heterotoma is the source of this 8025-nucleotide messenger RNA. It is a transcript of the gene alpha-Spec, whose product is annotated as spectrin alpha chain. The coding region runs from base 331 to 7587 and encodes 2418 amino acids. NCBI's taxonomy places the organism in Eukaryota, Metazoa, Arthropoda, Insecta, Hymenoptera, Figitidae. Gene Ontology annotation, cellular component: plasma membrane; cell projection; cortical actin cytoskeleton. The transcript has 7 exons. Gene Ontology annotation, biological process: actin cytoskeleton organization. Gene Ontology annotation, molecular function: actin filament binding; calcium ion binding. The record is from RefSeq and is a predicted model, not a curated record.
UAGCGAGUGAAAAAAGUCAGUCGAAAAAAAAUGAACGGGACCGGUGCACACAAACAUUGCUUAGUGCUUGAAUUUUAUUAAAAAAAAUCUAUUAUUAUGCACACUUUUUGAAUAUUCAUUUGUUAACAAGUGAAGUGAUAGUUGUUGGGAAUAUACGAACAUUAUUGUUGAUUGAAAAAACAAUUGAAUUUAGUGAAUAAAGUGAAUUAUUGAUUGUCGUGAGCAUAUCUUUGCCACACCCCACCAGCCAUUUUGAUAAACGGGAAGAGAUUUUCUUUUAAUAUACUGUUAGAAAUAAAUCGGAGUGUUGUUUUUAAUUGAAAAAAAGCAAUGGAUCAAAUAACACCGAAGGAGGUGAAAAUCCUCGAGAAUCCUGAGGAUAUUCAGGAAAGGCGUGAUCAAGUUCUUGGACGUUAUGCCAAUUUUAAAUCCGAAGCACGAAGCAAACGAGAUAAACUCGAGGACUCCCGUCGCUUUCAGUAUUUUAAGCGAGAUGCGGAUGAACUCGAGGGAUGGAUUUACGAGAAGUUACAAGCAGCUUCCGACGAAAGCUACAAAGAUCCUACGAAUCUGCAGGCCAAGAUUCAGAAACAUCAGGCUUUCGAGGCAGAAGUUUCUGCACAUUCCAAUGCAAUUGUUUUGCUCGAUAACACCGGUCAGGAGAUGAUUGCUCAACAUCAUUUCUCCAGCGAUGUUAUCAACAAAAGAUGUGAGGAAUUACAUCGUCUUUGGGAACUUUUGCUAUCUCGUUUGGCGGAUAAAGGUCUCAAAUUGCAACAGGCUUUGGUUCUAGUUCAAUUUCUUCGUCACUGCGAAGAAGUGAUGUUCUGGAUCAAAGAUAAAGAGGCAUUCGUGACAAAUGAGGAUUUUGGUCAGGAUUUAGAGCACGUUGAGGUGCUUCAACGGAAAUUUGAUGAAUUUCAAAAGGACAUGGCUAGCCAAGAAUAUCGUGUGACAGAAGUUAAUGAACUUGCCGAUAAACUGCUUCUUAAUGGUCAUCCAGAGCGUGAUACGAUUCUUCGCAAUAAGGAAGAACUUAAUGAAUCAUGGCAGCGUUUGAAACAAUUGGCAAUUCUUCGUCAGGAGAAACUUUUCGGUGCACUUGAAAUUCAACGUUUCAAUCGUGACGCUGAUGAAACAAUGGCAUGGAUCGCUGAGAAAGAUGUCGUCCUCUCGUCCGAUGAUUUUGGUCGUGACCUCGCUAGUGUACAAAUUCUCCAACGCAAACACGAGGGUAUUGAACGUGAUUUAGCAGCACUCGAUGAUAAAGUAACGACAUUGAGUACCGAGGCUAACAGAUUGGCGGCAAUUCAUCAGGCCGAUCAUGCGCAACAAAUAAAAGCGAAACAGAUUGAAAUUUCCCAAUCGUGGGAGAGUCUCACUGGAAAGGCUAAGGAGAGACGAUUGAAAUUGGACGAGUCGUAUGCUUUACAUCGUUUUUUGGCUGAUUAUCGCGAUUUGGUGUCUUGGAUGAAUGACAUGAAGGCGAUUAUUUCGGCUGAUGAGUUGGCGAAGGAUGUCGCUGGCGCUGAAUCACUUUUGGAGAGACAUCAGGAGCAUAAGGGCGAAAUUGACGCGAGAACUGAUAGUUUUGAUUCGACGACAUUGGCCGGUAAUCAACUGGUUGAAAAGAAGCACUAUGCCGCCGAGGAAGUGGCAAGGAAAUUGGAAUCAUUGGCUGAUGAUAAGACGGCGCUUUUGAGUCUUUGGGAGAAGAGGAGAAUUCUUUAUGAACAAUGUAUGGAUCUACAGCUCUUUUAUCGUGAUACUGAGCAAGCUGAUGCUUGGAUGGCGAAACAGGAAGCUUUUCUCGCCAAUGAAGAUCUUGGCGAUUCUUUGGACAGUGUCGAAGCUCUGAGUAAGAAACACGAGGAUUUCGACAAGAGUCUAGCGGCACAGGAUGAGAAAAUUAAGGCUCUUGAUGAAUUUGCCGGAAAAUUGGUCGAAGGUGAACAUUACGCCGCCGAUGACGUCGCGCAGAGACGACAAAUGCUUUUGGAGCGCCGAUCGGUUCUUUUAGACAGAUCCGCACAUCGUCGGCAACGCUUGGAAGAUGCUUACAGGUUACAACAGUUCGAGAGAGAUUGCGACGAGACAAAGGGUUGGAUUUUCGAAAAAUUGAAGUUCGCUACAGAUGACAGUUAUUUGGAUCCAACAAAUUUGAACGGAAAAGUGCAAAAACAUCAGAAUUUCGAACAAGAGUUGAAUGCGAAUAAAACCCGAAUGGAUGAACUUGUUUCGACCGGACAGGAAUUAAUUGAAAGUGAACAUUACGCGAGCGAUCGUAUUCGUUCGAGAACAGAUGAAAUAAUUUCUCUUUGGGAAAGUUUGGCUCAUGCUUCAGAUAAAAAAGGAGCGAAGCUGCAAGAGGCUUCACAGCAACAGCAAUUUAAUCGCACUGUCGAGGAUAUCGAACUUUGGCUCUCGGAAGUUGAGGGUCAAUUAAUGUCGGAAGAUUACGGUAAAGAUUUGACGAGUGUUCAAAAUUUGCAGAAGAAACACGCAUUACUUGAAGCUGAUGUUGGAUCACAUUCAGAUCGUAUCGAAGCCAUUAAUCAAGCAGCUGAGAAUUUCAUCAGUUCGGGACAUUUCGAUGCCGAUAAUAUUAAAACAAAACAAGAUCAGCUACAAAAUCGUUAUUCCGCUCUACAAAAGCCGAUGAGUAUUCGUAAACAGAGAUUACUCGAUUCACUGCAAGUGCAACAAUUGUUCCGCGAUAUUGAGGAUGAGGAGGCUUGGAUCAGAGAAAAGGAACCAGUGGCGGCGAGCACAAAUCGUGGACGUGAUCUCAUUGGUGUUCAGAAUUUGCAAAAGAAACAUCAAGCUGUUUUGGCGGAAAUCAAUAAUCAUGAGCCUAGAGUUGCGGCUGUUUGUCAAGCUGGUAAUAAAAUGUUGCAGGAUGGUCACUUCGCCGCCGAUGAGAUAUCACUGCGUCUCACUGCCUUGGACGAACAUUGGGGACAAUUGAAAGAGAAGGCGCGUCAACGUAAACAGGAUUUGGAUGAUUCAUUGCAGGCUCAUCAGUACUUUGCUGACGCGAACGAAGCCGAAUCGUGGAUGAAGGAGAAACGACCAAUUGUCAUGAAUCCUGAUUAUGGAAAGGAUGAGGAUAGUUCGGAGGCUUUACUCAAGAAGCAUGAAGCACUUGUCAGUGAUUUGGAGGCAUUCGCGAGUACAAUUCAAUCUGUCAGGGAACAAGCGGCCGCCUGCAGACAACAAGAAACACCGACAAUCGACAUCGCUGGUAAGGAAUGUGUCGUAGCUCUCUACGACUAUGCGGAAAAAUCCCCGAGAGAAGUAUCGAUGAAGAAGGGCGACACACUGACUCUACUGAAUUCGAAUAACAAAGAUUGGUGGAAGGUCGAGGUGAACGAUCGUCAAGGUUUCGUUCCAGCCGCCUACGUGAAGCGUGUCGAACCCGAAGCUGGAUUGACAGCCUCCCAGCAGAAUCUCGCCCGCGAACAGAGUUCGAUUGCAGCCCGACAGUCGCAAAUCGAGGCCCAGUACGACGAUCUGAUCGAAUUGGCCAAGGAGAGGCAGAAUAAAUUGAACGAAACAGCGAAGGCCUACGUUCUCGUGAGGGAGGCCGCGGAACUCGCCACCUGGAUCAAAGACAAGGAGAAUCACGCUCAAGUUCAAGACGUUGGCGAAGAUCUCGAACAAGUUGAAGUCAUGCAAAAGAAAUUCGACGAUUUCCAAGCCGAUCUGAAGGCAAACGAAGUUCGUCUCGCCGAAAUGAAUGAAAUUGCUGUCCAAUUAAUGAGCCUUGGACAAACCGAGGCGGCGCUGAAAAUUCACACUCAAAUUCAGGAUUUGAAUGAAAAAUGGACGAGUCUACAGACAUUGACUGCGGAGAAGGCGAGUCAACUUGGAUCAGCGCAUGAGGUGCAAAGAUUCCAUCGUGACGUCGAUGAGACUAAGGAUUGGAUUCGUGAGAAGGACGCUGCAUUGAAUAACGAUGAUCUUGGUAAAGAUUUGCGUAGCGUUCAGGCAUUACAACGUAAACAUGAGGGACUUGAGAGAGAUUUAGCUGCACUUGGUGACAAAAUAAAGCAACUUGACGAAACGGCUAAUCGUUUAAUGCAAUCGCAUCCCGAUACUGCAGAACAAACUUAUGCGAAACAGAAGGAAAUCAACGAAGAAUGGACACAGCUAACCGCAAAGGCCAAUAAUCGAAAGGAAAAAUUGUUAGAUUCUUAUGAUCUUCAGAGAUUCUUGAGUGACUAUCGUGAUUUGAUGGCUUGGAUUAAUUCAAUGAUGGGUCUUGUUGCUUCCGAGGAACUCGCUUCCGACGUCACUGGCGCCGAGGCUUUGCUUGAACGUCAUCAGGAACACCGAAUGGAAAUUGAUGCGAGAGCCGGAACAUUCCAGGCUUUUGAAUUAUUUGGUCAGCAAUUGUUGCAAUCGAGUCAUUAUGCGAGUGUGGAGAUACAAGAAAAAUUGGAAUCAAUGGCCGAGGCUCGCCAGGAAUUGGAGAAAGCGUGGAUCCAACGUCGCAUGCAACUCGAUCAGAACCUUGAAUUACAACUUUUCUGUCGUGAUUGUGAACAGGCGGAGAAUUGGAUGAGUGCCCGCGAGGCAUUCCUGAGUAGCGCCGACACUGUUGACAGUAGUGACAAUGUCGAGGCACUCAUCAAGAAACACGAGGAUUUCGACAAAGCAAUUAAUGCCCACGAGGAGAAAAUUGCUGCACUACAAACAUUAGCCGAUCAAUUGAUAGCCGCCGAGCAUUACGCUUCAAAACCAAUUGACGAUAGACGCUGUCAAGUAUUGGAUCGUUGGCGACACUUGAAAGACGCACUCAUUGAGAAACGUUCGAAACUCGGUGAAUCACAGACUCUGCAACAAUUUUCCCGCGACGCUGACGAAAUGGAGAAUUGGAUUGCUGAGAAAUUACAACUUGCCACUGAGGAGAAUUAUAAGGAUCCGGCGAAUAUUCAGUCGAAGCAUCAGAAACAUCAGGCGUUCGAGGCUGAACUAGCGGCGAAUGCGGAUAGAAUUCAGUCGGUGCUGGCGAUGGGUGGGAAUCUUAUCGAGAAGAGACAGUGCGCUGGUUCGGAGGACGCGGUGCAGAAGAGACUUGCCUCUAUUGCCGAUCAGUGGGAAUAUCUCACUCAAAAGACGACCGAGAAAUCGAUGAAAUUGAAGGAGGCGAAUAAGCAACGGACUUAUAUUGCAGCGGUGAAGGACUUAGAUUUCUGGUUAGGCGAGGUUGAGAGUCUGUUGACGUCGGAAGAUGCCGGUAAAGAUUUAGCGUCGGUGCAGAAUUUAAUGAAGAAACAUCAGCUAGUCGAGGCUGAUAUACAAGCACAUGAGGAGAGGAUUAAGGAUAUGAAUGCACAGGCAGAUUCGUUGAUUGAGAGUGGACAGUUCGAUGCCGCGGGUAUUCAGGAGAAGCGACAGAGUAUCAAUGAAAGAUACGAGAGGAUUCGUAAUCUUGCUGCACAUAGACAAGCGCGAUUGAAUGAGGCGAAUACGCUUCAUCAGUUCUUCCGGGAUAUUGCCGACGAGGAGUCAUGGAUCAAGGAGAAGAAGCUUCUUGUCGGUUCUGAUGAUUAUGGUCGCGAUCUCACAGGUGUGCAGAAUUUGAAGAAGAAACACAAGCGUCUAGAGGCGGAACUCGCGAGUCAUGAACCUGCAAUCCAGGCUGUACAAGAAGCCGGGGAGAAGUUGAUCAACGUUUCGAAUCUAGGAGUUCCGGAGAUUGAGCAACGUUUGAAGUUGUUGAAUCAAGCUUGGGCGGAAUUGAAACAGCUGGCUGCGAAUCGAGGACAGAAACUUGAUGAGUCUUUGACCUAUCAGCAAUUUUUGGCUAAGGUGGAAGAAGAAGAGGCUUGGAUCACUGAGAAGCAGCAAUUGCUCUCUGUUGAGGAUUAUGGUGAUACGAUGGCGGCGGUUCAGGGUCUUUUGAAGAAACACGAUGCAUUUGAGACUGAUUUCGCAGCUCAUGGAGAGCGCUGUAAGGAUAUUUGCGAAGAUGGGGAGAAAUUGAUCAAGGAUGGAAAUCAUCGUGCCGAAUCGAUUGAUCAACGUUGCAAUCAGUUGAGAAAUAAGUUGGAGCAACUUGGAGCACUUGCUGAUAGAAGAAAGACACGUUUGAAUGAUAAUUCGGCGUACUUGCAAUUUAUGUGGAAGGCGGACGUUGUCGAGUCUUGGAUCGCCGAUAAGGAGACUCAUGUACGCUCGGAAGAAUUUGGUCGCGAUUUAUCAACAGUGCAGACAUUGUUGACUAAACAGGAGACUUUCGAUGCGGGUCUUCACGCUUUCGAGCACGAGGGGAUUCAAAAUAUUACCAGUUUGAAGGAAAUGCUUGUGGAUGCUGGUCAUGAUCAGACACCAAGUAUUCAGAAACGUCACGCUGACGUGAUUGCCCGCUGGCAGAAAUUGUUGGCCGACUCCGAAGCGAGAAAACAACGACUCCUGAGAAUGCAGGAUCAAUUCCGACAAAUUGAAGAACUUUACCUGACAUUCGCGAAGAAGGCCUCGGCAUUCAAUUCAUGGUUCGAGAACGCAGAGGAAGAUUUGACAGAUCCGGUUCGUUGUAACAGUAUCGAGGAAAUCCGUGCAUUACGUGAAGCGCACGCACAAUUCCAAGCGAGUCUCUCAUCAGCCGAAGCUGAUUUCCAAGCACUCGCCGCACUCGAUCGACAGAUUAAGAGUUUCAACGUGGGACCAAAUCCGUACACUUGGUUCACAAUGGAAGCUUUGGAAGACACAUGGAGAAAUCUGCAGAAGAUCAUCAAAGAAAGAGAUGUUGAACUCGCGAAGGAGGCGCAACGACAGGAGGAAAAUGAUAAAUUGCGAAAGGAGUUUGCAAAACACGCGAACGCUUUCCAUUUGUGGUUGGCUGACACAAGAACGUCAAUGAUGGAAGGUUCGGGUUCAUUGGAACAACAGUUGGAGGCAACGAAGAGAAAGACACAGGAGGUGCGCGCAAGAAGGCAAGAUCUGAAGAAAAUUGAGGAUCUUGGAGCAAUAUUGGAGGAGCAUUUGAUUCUCGAUAAUAGAUACACGGAGCACAGUACUGUUGGAUUGGCGCAGCAAUGGGAUCAACUUGAUCAGCUCGGCAUGAGAAUGCAACACAAUUUAGAACAACAAAUUCAAGCACGUAAUCAAUCCGGUGUCAGUGAGGAUGCACUCAAGGAAUUCUCCAUGAUGUUCAAGCACUUUGACAAAGAUAAGAGUGGACGAUUAAAUCACCAGGAGUUCAAGUCCUGUCUCAGGGCCUUGGGCUACGAUCUUCCGAUGGUCGAGGAAGGACAACCUGAUCCUGAAUUCGAAAAUAUUCUAGAUAUCGUUGAUCCGAAUAGAGACGGUUUUGUCUCCCUUCAAGAAUACAUGGCGUUCAUGAUUAGUAAGGAAACUGAAAAUGUCCAAAGUUCCGAAGAAAUUGAGAAUGCAUUCCGUGCCAUCACAGCAGCAGAUCGUCCUUACGUCACCAAGGAAGAAUUAUAUGCUAAUCUUACAAAAGAAAUGGCGGACUACUGCGUGGCAAGAAUGAAAUCUUACGUGGAUCCAAAAACAGAACGACCAAUUACUGGAGCUUUGGAUUAUAUAGAAUUUACUCAUACCCUCUUCCAAAAUUAAUAAUCAACAAGACAAAUUUAGAUAUUAGAGCUUUCGUAUUGAUAGUAUUAUCAAAUUCUUCAACACACUGCAUUAUUAUAUAGAGAUUCUAUUUAAAGGUAUAAAUUUUUAAGAGUUCAAUUACUGCAGCUAUAUAUUUUUUUCUUUUUCUCAUAAAAUAGUAUUUGCUAUAUGUACUAAAACAAUUGUGUAGUUUAUUAUAUUUAUAUUAAAUUAUAAACAGUUCUUUAUUGAAAUUAUUAAAAUAGAAAAUAUAUAUGAAAAAAUAUUUUGGGCUUUUUAGAAUUAAAGUGAAAUUAUUUGAAAAUAGUAUUCUAUUUUUUUUGUGGAAAAAUAAAAUUAUUAAAUCAACUACCUAUCUUCGAAAAGUUAUUAAUAUAAAUGAAUGUAGAUUUACGCUUGGUUACACUGGCUUAAUAAAGAACAAAUAUAAAUAAA